UUGGUUUGGGAGUUUUGCUUCUGAUUCCCGGCUUUGUUGUUCAGACUCAUAAUUUAUUCAAUUAGUUGUAUAAAACGUAAGAUAAAUUGGAUAUCCCUAAUUACGCUACGUACGGACCGCGUCAAAAAUGCCGCGCAAUCCAGUAAUACAGGUGUACAUAGCAGACGGGUUCGCAGAUGACUGCGAGGAGCUCGUGCACCGCUGCUCCCGAGUGGACCACCUCAACUACCCGACGUUCUGCUCGCAUUACAAGGAGAUGAACUUCGCUAUGGUGUAUCAACACAGAUCAACAAACGCAGAGAUAGGUGAACUCUCUGAGGAACUACUGCAAAUAGCUAAACACUACAUGGUUCGAGAUACAAGCAACUUUGAGGAAUCAGUCGCCGGUCUGUUCAUCGUGUACGCGCUCCUGAACCUUCAGCCCUUCCCUCGCUUCGCGGCGCUCCGCCUUGUGCCGGAUGACCUACCCGCCAUCGCGCGUUUAGAGCGCGUGGCGCGGCGCGACAACCGCCUCGACGUGUUGUACGUGUUGGCGAACGUGCUAGUCCGGGGGCCGGUGCAGUUCCAAGCGGACGCGAGGCCGAGGGGCAUGGAGGCCGCGUACAGGAACAACCUGGAAGGCUUUUGCAACAUUGACGCCCACGGUGUCCGACCUAAAGGCGUAUAUUCGCGUCAAAACGAGGAGUUGGACCUUCUGAGAGACAUGAAUGGCAUCUUCGAGCGCUACUCUAAGGCUAAAGCACAAAUCCCAGGAUUUCAGCGUCGCGAUGAGGCCGGCCGUAACUUGGCGGUGGAGCUAAGCGACUCCCUCAAGAGGGUCAUUAAUGGUAUCACAGAUGAUCCAGAAGGGAGCUCCGUGCUGGACCACCACGACACCGUGCAGGAGAUCAAAAAGCGAGCGAUGCGAAACGCUGUUUCCACUGUGAGACAUCUGGACUCAGCCGAGCAGAGACAGAAAAAUUCUACACCGAAAGUUGGACGCAAACAAGACGGAAAAGGUGCGAAAAGACUAAAAAGUUCAAAAAAAUCACUGAAAAUAAGAUCAAACUCAUGCAGUUCAUCAGAAGAGGACGAAGAUGAUAAAGAUAUAGAAAUUCUAGCAAAAGACGUUAUGAGUCAAGCGAGUUUUAGAGAAAUCAUCAAAGAAAAGGAACCGCAGUUAAAUAUAGAUUCUCUCCCGCGUUUACUAACUACACAAACCGAUGGAAAAUUAUAUGAAAUUGAAAUUAUAGAUGAAAUGAAACGACCAUCGUUACCUGUUUUAAAUAAAAAUGAUGAGAAAAUUGAAAUUGAAAUUAGUGACCAAAUGAAUUCGAGUGAAUCAAUAAAUAGUGAAAGUGAGAGAAAACUCAUUGAAAUUGAAAUCUUAGAUGAAGUUAAAAAUUCAAAUGAUAUAUCGUUUGAAUUUACAGUAAAUGACAGUAGCGUCGAAAUUGAAGUCUCUGAUAAUACAAAAGGACAAAUUGGAGAAGUUAUUGAAACGAAAGAUAAAAAUGAAGAUAAAAUAGAAAAACCCAAGAAAAGAGGCAGGCCGAAGAAAAACGAGAAAAGUCCAAAGAAUGAAGAGAAAAAAACGGAUGAUGAUAUAUUUUUCAAACAGCCUUUAAGAGUAUCCCCUAGACUUAAGACGGUGCUUAAGAGAGACCAGAAGAAAAAUAUAUUAAAAUCAAAGUUUAAAAAAAUGGGAAUGUUGGAAGUAGCUAAUUUUGGAGAGAAAAAGUAGCCUUAUGACAAAUAUUCUAAACUGGCUUUUAAUAUA
Messenger RNA from Cydia splendana, 1759 nucleotides. RefSeq lists its product as uncharacterized. Gene Ontology annotation, cellular component: snRNA-activating protein complex. The transcript has 9 exons. Gene Ontology annotation, biological process: snRNA transcription by RNA polymerase III; snRNA transcription by RNA polymerase II. Gene Ontology annotation, molecular function: sequence-specific DNA binding. The record is from RefSeq and is a predicted model, not a curated record. Lineage: Eukaryota; Metazoa; Arthropoda; Insecta; Lepidoptera; Tortricidae. Bases 128 to 1723 code for a protein of 531 amino acids.